AUGCCGUCGCCAUGGGCGCCGUCACCCGGGCCCCUGACGCCGGCGCCCGUCCCCGGCGCCACCCCGACGCCCCACCUCGUCGCUCGCUGGACUGCCCCGCCCCGCCUCUCCAUCGCCGUUCGCCGGGGCAACCCCUCCCCCCCACUGGAGCUCUUCUACCACAACCCCCUCACCGGAUCUGCGCCCCCCGUCAACCUCCUCCUCGUCGUCCUCUCCGUCGACGGCCUCGUCCUCGUCCUUCGCCCCGAGCAACGCUGCCCCUCACCCUACGACCCCAGUGAGCCCCUCCCUCUCCUCCUCACUCUCCCUCACCGCGUCGUGCCCGCGCCCGUCCGCGCUCUUGCGCGCCCCUGUUGUCGAGCCCCCGCGCUCGCGCUCGCCCUCGUCCGCCCGUACUACUCGCCGCUACCCGCGUCGCCCGCGUGCUCACCGCGUGCUGGCGCGCCCGCCUACGGCCGCGGCCUUCCUCCGCCUCCCUGA
Messenger RNA from Aegilops tauschii subsp. strangulata, 480 nucleotides. The record is from RefSeq and is a predicted model, not a curated record. NCBI's taxonomy places the organism in Eukaryota, Viridiplantae, Streptophyta, Magnoliopsida, Poales, Poaceae.